AGUGAGCACUAAUAGAAAUCAAACACAGCAGUGACCGCACAAUUUUACGAAUCCAAUCAAAAUCCGUACAGUCCAAGUAGAAACCGCAUCUUUAUAUACGAAUCCAAUCACAAUCACCUCUUCAAAUAAUUCCCAAGCCUCAACUUCUAACAACGACGUCGUCGCGUAUGGUGCCCAAACAUACUCACAGCAUCUUUCCCUACACUGACCACCGCUUUCUCCACCAAAGGAGUCUCCUCGCCGCCGCGCCACGUCAGAUUCCGGUCAGCUUCGUAUCCGUGCCCUCACGGGAUGGCUUCGAGCGCGACGCUCUACCAGAUUCUGGGAGUCCGCGCCGUCGCAUCCGGCGAGGAAAUCAAGGCGGCGUACCGGCGGCUGGCGAGGGUUUGCCACCCUGACGUGGUGCCGUUGGAGCGAAGGGAUUCCUCUGCGGCAGAGUUUAUGAAGAUCCACGCCGCAUACCGCACGCUAUCGGAUCCUGAGAAGCGGGCCAGUUAUGAUAGAAGCUUGUUCCGGCGGCGCCAGCGGACGCUAACAAUGUCUCCGUCGGGGUAUUGUGGCUAUGGUGGUCGGAACUGGGAAACGGACCAAUGUUGGUAGCGAGUUGACUAGUGAGUCCACAAAUUGGAUCUAGGGUGUACUUAUUUAAUGCUUUAGAGUCUUUAUGUAAGCAGUAAUUUUUAUUUCUUUUACUUGCAAAAAGGAUAGACAAUAGUUGAAAGACAAAAAUAUAAGUGUAUGUAUUUUAAAUAACUUUGUUUUUUUUAUUGACUUAACCCACAAUUUAGACUGUGAAAUUAUUUGGGGAGAUUUAUGCUUAUAUAGAGAGAGAGUUUGAUCAUAAUUUUUGAAGGACCAAAGUAGUGGAAAAAAUGUUCAUUUAUUAAAAAAAUUCUUAGACCACUAUCUAACCCAAUGAUUUAA
Glycine soja is the source of this 924-nucleotide messenger RNA. RefSeq names its product chaperone protein dnaJ 11, chloroplastic-like. Lineage: Eukaryota; Viridiplantae; Streptophyta; Magnoliopsida; Fabales; Fabaceae. The record is from RefSeq and is a predicted model, not a curated record. The coding region runs from base 292 to 600 and encodes 102 amino acids. The transcript has a single exon.